Parascedosporium putredinis is the source of this 1797-nucleotide messenger RNA. NCBI's taxonomy places the organism in Eukaryota, Fungi, Ascomycota, Sordariomycetes, Microascales, Microascaceae. The record is from the annotation of a GenBank genome assembly.
AUGGCUACCGCGCGCCUCCCUGUCCUCAGGGUAGACACCUACGAGGAUGCCUUACCUAUUGUCUUGAUCCCACCUUCCGACGAUGCCCCCACUGCCUCGCCCCGCGCCGGCACACCCUCGGAGGCCGAGGCAAAGAUGCUGAGGGCGCGGAACCGCUCGCCCAAAUCACCUGCCUUGCAUCCGAUCCGAUCUAUGCAGGAGGCGUUCAACGAGUCUUUAAUAGAAGCUACCAAGGAUGCGUCACUGAAUAAGCCGAAACUUCGACACCUCGAUGCAAAAGCCCGACGAGAGCACCUAAUUGCCCAGGAAAAGGGCGAGGAGUUGUAUGGCAUGCGUUGGCGGUACCGACCGGGUCAGACACAGCAUGAGCUAUGCAAGCUCAUGUCCCAGAUUUCAUUUGGCAUGAACUUGCUUUUGACUGGCAAGGCAAACAGCGACGACCAGGUCGUGUCAAUUAUCCAGGGCCACAUUGACGAGAUCGACGAAUUCCUAGACGUCGCCCUCGAGGAUUUCCAGCAGGCCACCGCGGACCUCACUGAACGAAUAAAAUAUUUGCGGCUCCCCCUGGAGCAUCUCGACGUUUUCGAGAAGCUCCUAGAGGACCGAAACUACCGUGCAGAGCUCCUCCAUAACAACGAGAAUAUCGAUCACAUCCUUAGCCGGACUAUGUCGAUGUUGACGCAAUACGAAUCUGAUUUUGCCAAGGGUCUUCGCUCAACCAAGGACUUCAUUACCUAUCUUGCCGAGCAACGAGACAGCCCUCGACGGACUCAGUACCCCGAUAUUGAUGAUAUCUAUAAGGCGAUGAAGGGCAACACCGACGGUUGGCGCAUUGCAUUCUUGGACCUGCAGCAGCAAGGCAUCAACCUGGAUGGUCUCUCGACCAAGCUUUCGACAAUGGUUGCCACAAUCCAAAGCAAGGCUGGAGAGGUCAGUCGACGGACGUGGACCAAGAUUGAACCCUUUAGCCUUCCUCGUGUCAACAGCAUACGCGCGAGCCAGCAAACAUCGCCGGCAUCGAGCACCUCUCCAUCCGUCAUGUCUACCAGAAGCCCUACGUCAUCUAAUAGCAUAAGCGAAUCGAUCACGCCAACCCACGCACCGCUCGAUGCCAUCCGCUUCAACCGACUCACGAUCAGCGCCGCGCUCGGACCUGCGCUCGAGAACCCCUUUGAGGAUCUCAAAUUCAUUACUCACCAAGACAACGACGCGAUUGCGGACAACUUGGUCCCUGAUGAUGGUGAUGUAACGGUAGAUCAUGGAGAAGAUAUUUUGAGCAUCAGCCUCGGUGAGGCGCGAGGUGCCGCAACCAACGACCACGGGGGCGUGCAUGACCGGGACCAAGAUCUUGGGGUGCAGAGCGAGGUUGGGGUUCACAUGUACCAAACGGUGGAGGGUAUGACCGGGCAGGAGUCGGCUAAAGGUGUCAAGAAUGAGCCUCUGCUCUGCGAAAUCGAAGAGGAGCAGGAAGGCGUAGAGGAGGAGGUGAGGGCAGAGGUGAAGGAGGAGACAAAGGACGAUGCGUAUGGCGAUCUUUACCUUUUGCAGCCUCGAACAUAUACGCCCAGGCUGCCGGCACCACUUCCAUCUCCAGCGGUCAAAGAGUAUAAGCCACCGCCACAACCUUCCUCCAUCCCCGAUUUCCCCAAACGGUCAUCUCUUCGCCAGAGGGUCUCACUCAAAGGCAACGCGCCGCCGGAGUCGAUCAAGAUCCCCGCCCAUGCGAUCCACGCCGCAACUCCGACCAUCGCCAAACCUAGCAACCCUGCCGGAUUCGGCCUAUGGAUCGGACAAUGA